Messenger RNA from Pterocles gutturalis (yellow-throated sandgrouse), 2657 nucleotides. RefSeq names its product leucine rich repeat containing 8 family, member A (gene LRRC8A). The transcript has 2 exons. Gene Ontology annotation, molecular function: protein binding. The coding region runs from base 1 to 2433 and encodes 810 amino acids. NCBI's taxonomy places the organism in Eukaryota, Metazoa, Chordata, Aves, Pterocliformes, Pteroclidae. The record is from RefSeq and is a predicted model, not a curated record.
AUGAUUCCAGUCACUGAACUGCGCUACUUUGCUGACACUCAGCCAGCAUACCGCAUCCUGAAGCCAUGGUGGGACGUCUUCACAGACUACAUUUCCAUAGUGAUGCUGAUGAUUGCCGUGUUUGGGGGGACGCUUCAGGUCACCCAGGACAAAAUGAUUUGUUUGCCCUGUAAAUGGGUUACCAAAGACUCUUGCAAUGACUCAGUCCGAGGUUGGACAGCCACAACCCCAGAGCGUACCUACUAUAAUACUAGUCUUGUCCCCUCUACUGAUACAGGACCUACGGGGAUACGAUACGAUUUGGACCGGCACCAGUAUAACUAUGUGGAUGCGGUGUGUUAUGAGAACCGUCUUCACUGGUUUGCCAAGUAUUUUCCUUAUCUGGUGCUGCUGCAUACUCUGAUCUUCCUGGCUUGUAGCAACUUCUGGUUCAAAUUCCCAAGGACCAGCUCCAAGCUGGAGCACUUUGUGUCUAUUUUGCUUAAGUGUUUUGACUCUCCAUGGACAACGAGGGCAUUAUCUGAGACAGUGGUGGAAGAGAGUGAUACCAAGCCAGCAUUUGGGAAAAUGAAUGGCUCCAUGGACAAGAAAUCCUCCACGGUCAGUGAGGAUGUGGAAGCCACUGUUCCCAUGCUGCAGAGAACAAAGUCUCGAAUUGAGCAAGGGAUCGUGGACCGAUCCGAGACUGGUGUAUUGGACAAAAAGGAAGGAGAACAGGCCAAAGCACUUUUUGAGAAAGUGAAAAAGUUCCGCACACAUGUGGAAGAGGGAGAUAUAGUUUAUCGCCUGUACAUGAGACAGACCAUCAUCAAAGUGAUCAAGUUCAUUCUGAUAAUCUGCUAUACUGUUUACUACGUCAACAAUAUAACGUUUGAUGUUGACUGCAAAGUGGACAUUGAGAGCUUGACUGGCUACAGGAUGUACCGCUGUGCUCAUCCUUUGGCUACUCUCUUCAAAAUCUUGGCAUCUUUCUACAUCAGUUUGGUGAUAUUCUAUGGCUUGAUCUGCAUGUACACACUCUGGUGGAUGCUGAGACGAUCACUCAAGAAAUAUUCCUUUGAGUCCAUCCGAGAGGAGAGCAGUUACAGUGACAUUCCUGAUGUGAAAAAUGACUUUGCUUUUAUGCUCCAUCUAAUCGAUCAGUAUGACCCCCUGUACUCCAAGCGCUUUGCUGUCUUUCUGUCGGAGGUGAGUGAGAACAAACUGCGGCAGCUGAACCUCAACAAUGAGUGGACUUUGGAGAAGCUGCGCCAGAGGAUCACCAAGAACUCCCAGGAUAAGCUGGAACUGCAUCUUUUCAUGUUGAGUGGCAUUCAUGACACGGUCUUUGACCUCAUUGAGCUGGAGGUCUUGAAGCUGGAGCUUAUCCCUGAUGUCACUAUUCCCCCAAGCAUUGCUCAGCUCACCAGCCUUAAGGAACUGUGGCUCUACCACACAGCUGCCAAAAUUGAGGCUCCAGCCCUUGCCUUCUUGAGGGAAAAUUUGAAGUCUCUCCACAUCAAGUUCACAGACAUCAAGGAGAUUCCUCUUUGGAUUUAUAGCCUGAAGACACUGGAGGAGCUUCAUCUGACAGGGAACCUGAGUGCUGAAAACAAUCGGUACAUUGUGAUAGAUGGAUUGCGGGAGCUGAAGAGGCUGAAGGUGUUACGGUUGAAGAGUAACCUCACCAAGCUGCCACAGGUGGUGACAGAUGUUGGUGUACAUCUUCAGAAGCUUUCCAUCAACAAUGAGGGCACCAAGCUCAUUGUUCUCAACAGCCUUAAGAAAAUGGUCAACUUGACAGAGCUUGAGCUGAUCCGUUGUGACUUGGAACGCAUUCCUCACUCUAUCUUUAGCCUCCACAAUCUGCAGGAGAUAGACCUGAAGGACAAUAACCUAAAGACCAUUGAGGAGAUCAUCAGCUUCCAGCACUUACAUCGUCUCACUUGCCUUAAAUUGUGGUAUAACCACAUUGCCUACAUCCCCAUGCAGAUAGGCAACCUAACCAAUUUAGAGCGCCUUUACCUGAAUCGGAACAAGAUAGAGAAGAUCCCUACCCAGCUCUUCUAUUGCCGAAAACUUCGGUACUUGGAUCUCAGCCACAACAACCUGACUUGCAUACCUCCAGACGUUGGACUUCUUCAAAACCUGCAGAAUCUCGCUGUGACAGCCAACAGGAUUGAGAGUCUCCCACCAGAACUGUUCCAGUGCAGGAAGCUGAGAACCUUGCACCUGGGAAACAACGUGCUGCAGUCACUCCCAUCGCGGGUUGGAGAGCUGACAAAUCUAUCGCAGAUCGAGCUCCGAGGGAACCGCUUGGAGUGCCUGCCAGUGGAGCUGGGAGAAUGUCCUCUGCUGAAACGCAGUGGGCUUGUGGUGGAGGAGGACCUGUUCAACACCCUGCCCUUGGAAGUCAAAGAGCGGCUGUGGAGGGCAGACAAAGAGCAAGCUUGAACCCCUGAAAGAAGGGAAAGCCUCUGACCAACUAGAAGGAAACGAAAGGCCAUUCCAGUCCCCUUUUCCCCAAAUCCUCCCUUUCUCCCCUCUGAUCACUCCCAGACUAGCCAACGAGUCCCUGAACAAACACGACUCUGAAUGAGGCAGCUUCUUGCCUCAGAUGCAAGAUGGGGGAAGCUUGGGAUCAGGAUGAGGAUCGAGACAGAUCAGUCGGCCUCUGA